UACAAGUAGCUUGUCACCGCUAGUUUCACAUUGUUCCUCCUUGCUGCUUCUUGCUCCAGCUUUGGCAAUGGCUAAGCCGAUAUCGAUUGAGGUGUGGAACCCAAGCGGCAAGUACCGCGUGGUGAGCACAAAGUCCAUGCCCGGCACCCGCUGGAUCCGCCUCCUCACCGACAACGACUGUCGCCUCGAGAUAUGCACGGAGACAAAGACCAUACUCUCAGUCGACGACAUCCUGGCACUCAUCGGCGAUCACUGCCAUGGUGUCAUCGGCCAGCUGACGGAGGACUGGGGCGAAGUGCUCUUCUCCGCGCUCAAGCGUGCGGGUGGGACAGCCUUCAGCAACAUGGCCGUCGGGUACAACAACGUCGACGUCGACGCUGCCAACAGGAACGGCAUCGCCAUUGGCAACACACCUGGUGUUCUGACCGAGACGACGGCGGAGCUGGCAGCAUCCCUGUCGGUGGCGGCUGCCAGGAGGAUCGUGGAAGCCGACCAGUUCAUGAGAGCUGGCCUCUAUGACGGAUGGCUCCCACACCUGUUCGUUGGAAACUUGCUCAAGGGGCAGACCGUUGGAGUGAUUGGAGCUGGCCGCAUCGGCUCAGCUUAUGCAAGGAUGAUGAUUGAGGGCUUCAAGAUGAACUUAAUCUACUUCGACCUGUAUCAGUCCACACGGCUCGAGAAGUUCGUCACAGCUUAUGGGCAGUUCCUGAAAGCGAACGGUGAGCCGCCUGUAACAUGGAAGAGGGCGUCCAGCAUGGAGGAAGUCCUUAGGGAGGCUGAUGUGAUAAGCCUGCACCCUGUGCUAGACAAGACGACGUACCACCUGAUAAAUCCCGAGCGUCUGGCGAUGAUGAAGAAGGAGGCAGUGCUGGUGAACGCGAGCCGAGGCCCCGUGAUCGACGAGGUGGCGCUGGUGGAGCACCUGAAGGCGAACCCGAUGUUCCGCGUGGGGCUUGAUGUGUUCGAGGACGAGCCGUACAUGAAACCUGGGCUGGCCGAGAUGAAGAAUGCAGUCGUCGUGCCUCACAUCGCAUCAGCAUCCAAGUGGACGCGUGAAGGGAUGGCAACCCUUGCUGCUCUCAACGUUCUUGGUAAAAUCAAGGGGUAUCCAGUGUGGGGAAACCCUAACGCAGUGGAGCCCUUCCUGGACGAGAAUGCUAUGCCCCCGCCUGCUUGCCCAAGCAUUGUCAACUCGAAGCAACUCGGACUGCCAUCUUCCAAGCUUUAGACAGAGACAGGAACAGAGACGAUGCUGGAUCGAGCACUGCUUGCUAUGUAUAGCUGCUAGCAUAUAAACGCAUGGAGUAGUAGCAAGAGCUUUUGUAUGGAUCAUAAUUAAUUAUAUACAUUUUCCCUGCGAGGAUAAGUUUGGUCAUGUACAAGACAGAAGUUUUCUCGCCAUUUGGCUGAGAUGGAAAACGAAUACAUAAUAGUAGCUACAAUUAUCUU
Messenger RNA from Lolium rigidum, 1449 nucleotides. Its product is annotated as glycerate dehydrogenase-like. The transcript is spliced from 11 exons. Bases 68 to 1228 code for a protein of 386 amino acids. NCBI's taxonomy places the organism in Eukaryota, Viridiplantae, Streptophyta, Magnoliopsida, Poales, Poaceae. Gene Ontology annotation, molecular function: glyoxylate reductase (NADPH) activity; hydroxypyruvate reductase (NADH) activity; NAD binding. The record is from RefSeq and is a predicted model, not a curated record. Gene Ontology annotation, cellular component: cytosol.